GCCUUGCUCCAGCCCCUUCCUGUGUCCAUGCAAUAGCAAGCCGGUCGGCAACCGAUCGCGAUUUCAUUGUGGGGUUUGUGCGCCUUGGAAGAUCCCGGGGUGAAAUCUACCAGGGUGAGACCCACCCUGCUCCAGUCCUCGCUAAGAAUAAGAAUAAGAAUAAUGCAAAGACUGUCACUCCUGAACCCUUAAAGGAGGAAGAGGAGGCACAGAGGGAACCCAGCCGAAGUGCAGUCAGGAUGGGUAGGGAAGGGAGUGACUCCGGAUCGGGCUCCGCUUUCGGGCCCCCAGGGUCGACGGCGCGCCCGGUGUCGGGCGUCUCCGAUUAGAAGCGGAUCCGGCUGCGACAGAAACAGACACCGCCCGGUUCAGUGGGUGAAAUGCUGCAGGAGCUAUUCUGCAUCCCAGCAACAACAUGCAAGAGAACUAUGAGAAUGUGAUCUCUCUUGCGGAGGAAAUUGCAAUCAGCUGGCCCCGGAUCACCGCGUUUGCCGAGUCUCACAGAAGAAGAGGGUUGGCACCUGUUUCCUUUCCCAGACCUCAGCAGUUACUGGAUUCUCUCGUUGUUCCAGCAGAUGAUGGGAUGGUGAGUGAGAAUGAGAACGGGAACGAAGAGGAGGAGGCACCGCAGGACGGAGAAGGAGAGGGCGGAGGGGAUGUUGCCGCUGAGAAGGUGGAGGCCCAAAAGGAUCUCCUGCCGGAGAACACCAAAGAGCCUCUUGAGCCUGAGCUGAAAGCCAGCGAGGAAAGCCCAGACCAGGCAGCCUUGGAUGAGCGGCCGAGGAAGCCCCUGGGGAAGAGACAGGCCAAGUCGAGCGUCCACCGUGCUUUCAAGAAGUUCUCCUCACGCAACCACCACCACGGCCUGCUGGGCCACACCGGUCGGUGCCACAGCUGCGGCAAGGGCUUCAGCUUCGGCAAGCGCUCCCGGCUGCACGGCGCCACCGGCCUGGAGAAGCCCUACAAGUGUGGCGAAUGCGGCAAGGGUUUCCGGCUGCACUCCACCCUGGCGACCCACCAGCGCCGCCACACCAGCACCAAGCCCUACCGCUGCGCCGAGUGUGGCAAGAGCUUCAGCGUUGGCUCGGCCUUCAUCCAGCAUCAGCGCACCCACGCCGGCAAGCGGAGCGGGCCCGGUCCAGCCCGGCCCUGCGAGUGCAAUGUGUGCGGCAAGAGCUUCGGGCUCCCUGCCCACCUCAUCAAACAUCAGAAGCAGCACCUGGAAGAGAAGCCCUACAAGUGCCAGGAGUGCGGCAAGGGCUUCAACUGGAACUCUCACCUGGAGCGCCACCGCCGCAUCCACACCGGAGAGAAGCCGUAUGUCUGCGAGGACUGCGGGCGCGCUUUCGCCUGGAGCUCCCACCUGGAGCGCCACCGGCGGACGCAUUUUGGUGGGCUCCAGAAGGCCUCGUCAUGCAGCUGUUGUUUGGCUGCGGCCGCGGCACCGGCCAGCAAAGCCAGCGCCAAACCCUAUCGGUGUGAUGACUGCGGCAAAGGCUUCAACAAGAACGCGGCCCUGUCCAAGCACCGCCGCGCUCACCAUGCCGCAGAGAAGCCCUAUGUCUGUCAGGACUGCGGCAAGAGCUUCGGUCUGAAUGGCGCCCUGCUGCAGCACCGACGGACACGGCACCCAGACGACUCGGCCAAGCCGUACGCCUGCGGCGACUGCGGCAAGAGCUUCGCCUGGAGCUCCCACCUGGACCGGCACCGGCGCAUCCACGCCGGCGACAAGCCCUACCGCUGCGAGGACUGUGGGAAGGGCUUCUCCCAGAGCUCCCACUUGGAGCGGCACCAGCGGGUGCACAGGAGCGCCGAGCGCCCGCAAUGCCGCUGUGCCGAGUGUGGGUUCGUUGGGGCGCGGCGGCAGCGCCGGCGAGGGGCCCUGCUGGCCUGCAAGUGCAGCGACUGCGGCAAGAGCUUCCUGUGGCGGCGCCCGGCCUGCAGCGAGUGCGGGAGGGGCGGUGGGGAGGGCGUGCGGCACCAAGGGACGCAGACGGGCGAGAAGCCCUACUCCUGCCUGGACUGCGGCAAGUGCUUCGCCCAGAACUCGGCCCUGGCCAAGCACCGGCGCAUGCACACCGGGGAGAAGCCGUAUAAGUGUGCCGAAUGUGGCAAGAGCUUCGGCGUCCGCUCCAACCUGCUGAAGCACCAGCGCACGCACCUGGGCGAGAAGCCCUACAAGUGCGCCGACUGCGGCAAGGGCUUCAUUCAGAAGUCUGACCUCACCAAGCACCGGCGCAUGCACACCGGGGAGAAGCCGUACCGCUGCGACGCCUGCGGCAAGUGCUUCAGCGUCAGCUCCAAUCUCAUCAAGCACCAGCGCAUCCACUUGGGCGAGAAGCCCUACGCCUGCGGGGAGUGCGGCAAGGCCUUCAUCCAGCGCUCCGAGCUCACCAUCCACCAGCGCACCCACACCGGGGAGAAGCCCUACAAGUGCGGCGUCUGCGGCAAGUGCUUCAGCCGCAGCUCCCACCUCAACCGGCACCAGCGUACCCACAGCAACGGCAAGGCCUCGGCCAGCAGCGCUGGGACGGCCCACACCACCCUGCUGGCCGCCAGCGCUGCCAAACCUGCCGCUCCCCUGCCCGCCUCGGCCUUCUCAGCCUCCUUCGCUUCGCCUGGGCCCCUGCCCGCCCUGCCUGCCUUCCCUGCUUCUCCAUCGUCCCUCCCGAUCCCUUCUUUGGACCUGCCCUGGGCCCUGUCCUUUCCCUCCAGGAGCUUCCCGCACCCCUCCUUCCCUUCUCCUGCCCCUUCAGGGGCCCAGGCCUCAUCUCUGAUCAACUAGCUUCUCCUCCUUCCAGCCCCAGAACCAGCAUGACCAGUGGUCAGGGGAUGAUGGGAGUUGUAGUCCAGCAGGAUGGGGAAGGCUGCUCUCCUCACUCUGUUAUUCCCCCUUUUCCUGAGGAACUGGGACUCUCUUUUCCCUGGUGACACAGUUCAUAGGCUUCAUGUGCCGCCCUUCCUGCUCUGUGUUUCCACUGAUCAGGCCCCAUAACAUCCUCCCUGUUGCCUUCCUGCCCUGCUUGGGGGCUUCUUAGAAACACCUGGUUGUCCUCUGUGGGGAACAGGAUGGUGUAUUAGGUGGGCUUUUGGUCCAAUCCAGCAGGGCUUUUCUUAACGCUCCUCAGCAUGGCUUCAGGUGUUUGCCUCAGAAAUCGGUCAUAUUCUGUUCCGUCCCUUUCUGCUCAGUGCCCUUUUCCAGCUGCCUCAUCUUCUCAGCCAGGUUCUUCCUUGGCAGGAGACAUUCCAACUCCUUUGUUUCUUACUCCUUUGCAGUCCUGUCCCCCCUGGUCGCCCUCCAUUUUGUUUCCCUCCAUUUUGUUCCGCUGCUGUUGUGGUGUUCAUGCUUGUGAAUUACCCACUCUUGUGCCUCGUCCUGUCCAGAACUUGUUUUUCUCAUUUGCAUCGCAAGUCUCUAUGUAUUUUCCAGGCUUUAUCCAUUUUGUGCCAUACAGUGGUGCCUCGCAAGACGAAAUUAAUUCGUUCCGCAAG
Molecule: messenger RNA, 3492 nt
Organism: Podarcis muralis (Common wall lizard)
Lineage: Eukaryota; Metazoa; Chordata; Lepidosauria; Squamata; Lacertidae
Biological process (GO): regulation of transcription by RNA polymerase II
Molecular function (GO): DNA-binding transcription factor activity, RNA polymerase II-specific; RNA polymerase II cis-regulatory region sequence-specific DNA binding
Source: RefSeq, a predicted model, not a curated record